This is a messenger RNA of Salpingoeca rosetta, 1449 nucleotides long. RefSeq lists its product as uncharacterized. Lineage: Eukaryota; Choanoflagellata; Craspedida; Salpingoecidae. The record is from RefSeq and is a predicted model, not a curated record. Bases 1 to 1449 code for a protein of 482 amino acids. The transcript is spliced from 4 exons.
AUGACCAGGCUGUCCGCACACCACAUUGCAUUGAUUGCGGAGCAUUUGGUGUCGACACCACCGCCGACACUCCAAGAGCACGGCCAUGCGGAUCAGCCACGCAGGAGGCGGUUCGCCUACUGGCAACAGGCUGAGCGAGACAGCUUUUCGGAGCCCAUCACAUUCUUCGACGAAGACAGCACCAGGUUGCUUGGCCUUGGACAGCCCGCGUCGCGCGGCUUGCAGCCUGCCGAUGCACACGCGACCACAGCACACGAUGUCACCUCCGACCCUGCUGCCGCGCCAUCCUUGGCUGUGUGGCUGGAGCGCCGCUUCCUGGCUUACAGCUGGCUCGGCGCAACCUGGCACAGCGAUUGCCGUUUCCUCAUCAGGUUGGCCACCACACCUCCGCUUCUUGGGCACGGGUUCUCGGAUGUCUUUGCCACUUGUGGCCGUGUGCGCUUUCGUGACCUGGAUGCUGUCAGCCUAUGGGCCAACGCGCCAGAUCGUGGGGGGCAGCGUGCAGACACCUCCUCGACAGCUGUGUUGGCAGAGGCCACAGCCAUGGGCGAUUCCGUUUCCGCGAGCAGCACCACCCCUCAAGUGGUGCGAGAAGACCAGCAACACCAGCAACAGCAGGAACAGCAGUCUGUGCAACAAGACCAGCAGCAGGAAGACCUCCAGCAGCAAGACCAGGACGACCGAAAGGACCACCAGCAGCAGCAGCAGCAGCAACAGCAGCAGCAGACUGUGCUUUGCCCAGCCCUGUUCUUUCUCGACGCACAACUUCAAAACCAAGAAGCAGCCGACAUAUGGCACGAGCUUCGCCUCACCGCACUGGCCGGCACACGAGGAGGCACCGUGACUCUGCGCGUCGACGAACAGCUUGCUUUCCUCGCGGCCUCCGAUAUUGACACGCUCCGCAUCGAUGCCGCCAAUGCACCCAUCGACACAGUCGCCUUCAGCAACGUGAGGCGCUUGGAGUUUGCGCUGCACAACACCAUGGAAGCAAUUCAUGGCACAUUCGAGCAGGAUUCCACAGGUCGGCGAGGAUCAGAGAAGUCCAUUUGUGCGAUGCCACUUGUGCUGGCUGACUGCUCCGGUGCCGUCACCAUCUCCUCCACAGCAUGUCUGACGGUUGUGAACGCCGCCCGAACCACCUCCCGGCCACACAGCCCAGACCACCCACUGCUGCUGCGCUCUAUCACCGACGUGUCCACGUGCCGGCUCGAGGGCUGUCACAUUGGCAGCUUCUCCUGCUUCGACAGCAUCCAGCGCCUCAUCCUCAACAACUGCGAAUUUGAUGAUGUGAGCAGCCUUCCACACGUCACCUCGCUCGUGCUUCGCGGCUGCAGGAGCACCGGCAAUGCUGGCAACUGGCAAUGGCCUAACGUCGUGAUGGUGCACCAAUCACCCACGGAAAUGGCAGCCACGCUGCAGACAAGGCGUACCGCCGAUCGCUCGGAGUAA